UAUAGUACGUUGAAGCACCGAGAAUGCUUCGUCAUGUACCCGUGACGUUGGUAAAUGUCCGACUUUACUCCGUAAACAUGGACAUUCUCCUAUCACGAGGAGGAUAUAAGCUCGAGGUUGCUUGAAGUUAUUCUUUGUUGCAGGUUUCUACAUUCUCCCCAGCAAGAUGCAGAGCAAUUCAUGGCCAGAGCGAUUUGUUGACUUGAAGCGCCAGAUAGUCGAGGCUACUCCCGACUAUGAAAAGCGUCUCACAGAAUCUUGGAAGGAUCUCAUCCAAGAGCUUAACAAGCGUACCGCAGAGAUUGCCGAAGUUGGCCCGGAUUAUAUCCCCCAAGUCAAAUACGAGGACCUUGCUAAGCUCACCACUGAGGAACUCGAUGUUAUUCGACGCAAAGGCACCGUCGUGAUCAAGGAUGUUGUCGAUGAUAAUGAAGCCAUUGGGUGGAAAAAUGCCCUUGAUGACUUCGUCAAAGCUAAUCCCCAUGUUCAAGGAUUUCCUGAGCAGGACAAGCAAUUUUUCAUGCUGUACUGGACACGUUCACAAGUGCAAGCUCGCGCACACCCUAAUGUCCUUAAAGCUUCCGCAUGGCUAAACCAGCAGUACCAUGUCAAGUCAGGCAAGCCACUUGAGGGCGUUGACCUCAACGUUCCCCUCGUGUAUGCCGACCGAUUCCGUAUUCGUCAUCCUGGCCCAGGAUGGAACAGGUUCCCCCCUCACGUCGAUGGUGGUGCAAUCGAGCGCUGGGAAGAUGAAAGCUUCCGUAAAUGCUACGCUGAUAUUCUCAGUGGUAACUGGCGCGCGCAUGAUCCAUAUGAGCUUGAGGGCCGUCUGGAUGCCCGUAGCUCGUUAUAUGGUAGACCAGGACAAGCGACCAUAUUCAGGUCCUAUCAAGGCUGGUUGGCCAUGAGUGAGGCUGCUCCGACUCAAGGAACGCUCCGGGUGUUCCCCGACCUCCUUCUUUCAAAUGCAUACACUAUUCUCCGUCCAUUCUUCCGCCCCACUGUCCCGAUCGACUCAGAGGAUAUCCUCAAGCCAGAGAGUUGGGUAUUUGACAUCUCAACCCCCGAUUUCCCUGGUAUCUUAAUCAUGCCAGACGGAUUCUCUGGUCCGCGUCCGACCCCGGAACAGCAUCCACACCUCAGGCUUGAGAAGACCAUGACGUCCGUGCCGAAGGUCAACCCAGGAGAUAUGGUUUUCUGGCACUGCGAUGUUGUACACUCCGUCGAGGAAGAGCACACCGGUGCCCAAGAUUCAGCAGUGAUGUACAUCGGCGCGGUCCCACAGACGCCCAUGAAUACGGAGUAUGUCAAGAAACAAGCAGAGACGUUCCUCGCGGGCAUCAACCCUCCCGAUUUUGUCAAGGACAAGCCGAGUACCACAUACGUUGGCUUGGGCGUCGAUGCAGAUGUGAAAGAGCCUAUUGCACGAGUUGCGAUGGGGCUACCAAUCCAAGUUGCGUGAAUAUUACCUAUGACCGAGAUAGACGUUCUUGUAAGACUAGUAUUAAGACGAAUUCAAUACAUAAGGUCAUAAGCUUGGGAGCGUUUGGGAGGUGUCGGGCCGGACUGGCAAAAUGUUGAGAUUUUGUCUAAGAGCUGUUCACCUACGCAGAUCAGUAUAUAAGAGCCACCUUUGCUUCAAGAAAUACAACACUUGGAAAUACAACA
This is a messenger RNA of Suillus clintonianus, 1668 nucleotides long. RefSeq lists its product as uncharacterized. The coding region runs from base 167 to 1462 and encodes 431 amino acids. The transcript has 10 exons. The record is from RefSeq and is a predicted model, not a curated record. Lineage: Eukaryota; Fungi; Basidiomycota; Agaricomycetes; Boletales; Suillaceae.